AUGAGUGACUGCGAUUGUGGUGACUGCGAUUGUGGUAACUGCGAUUGUGGUGACUGUGACUGUGGUGACUGUGACUGCUGUGACUGCUGUAGCGGUGGUGAUGGCGGCAGUGGAGGCGACGAUCAUUCAGAUUUGUCCUGUGGCUGUUUGAACGUGUGCGUAUGGUGCUGUGUCAAUGACACUGCCGAAGACGCUCUGGCAGUUAGGGACAGGCGCAAUAAAAGAGCGCAGAACGUCAACGGAGCUCAACCUCUGGUCCCUCUACAACAGCAACAGCUGCUACAACAACAACAGCGACUACAAGAAGCGCCCCCGCAGCAACAGCAGCCACCUCAACAUCAGCAGCAAUCGCAACAUCAGCAGCAGCCGCAAUACCAGCAGACGACUUAUGAUGUAAUCAGUCGGGAAACUCCCCCUCCACCUUACAGUGAAGUUGUUACCCUGCAGCCAUGA
This is a messenger RNA of Candidula unifasciata, 453 nucleotides long. Lineage: Eukaryota; Metazoa; Mollusca; Gastropoda; Stylommatophora; Geomitridae. The record is from the annotation of a GenBank genome assembly.